This is a messenger RNA of Coccinella septempunctata (seven-spotted ladybird), 5222 nucleotides long. RefSeq names its product calcium-activated potassium channel slowpoke (gene slo). Gene Ontology annotation, molecular function: large conductance calcium-activated potassium channel activity. The transcript is spliced from 27 exons. The record is from RefSeq and is a predicted model, not a curated record. Gene Ontology annotation, cellular component: postsynaptic membrane. Gene Ontology annotation, biological process: transmembrane transport; potassium ion transport. NCBI's taxonomy places the organism in Eukaryota, Metazoa, Arthropoda, Insecta, Coleoptera, Coccinellidae. Bases 167 to 3808 code for a protein of 1213 amino acids.
ACGGGCCAGAGGCGCGCGCGAAUUAAUCCCCAUCCGAGCCGCACCAGUGCACCUACGUACGGUCGCGUCGAAAAAACUAAAAAAAAAAAAUCUAAAAAUCUGCCCCCUACAGCCGCCAUCACGAGGCUAGGUGGAUGCCUCGAUCAAGCAGGGCGCCUAGCGCGGCAUGACCAGCGAAUUUGCGGCGAGCGAGCCGCCUAAUUUAAUCCUAAACAAUGGCACCGUCACCGUGGUGGACACUUGCCUCCUGGUGCGCAAAUGGUGGUGUUUCCUGCUGUCCAGCGUGUGCACCUUCGUGGUCGGCCUGCUCAUCGUGCUGGUAUGGAGGCUGUUCGCGUUCCUCUGCUGCAGGAAGGAGGCCGAACUGGGCCCGAACGAUCCGAAGCAGAAGGAGCAGAAGGCCGCCAGACAGGGCAAGCAGGAGUUCGAGGGUACCUUCAUGACGGAAGCCAAAGAUUGGGCCGGCGAACUCAUAUCUGGACAGACGACCACGGGAAGAAUCCUUGUUGUGCUGGUGUUUAUCCUCAGUAUUGCAUCACUCAUAAUAUACUUCAUAGAUGCUUCGAAUGACGGCGUCGAACGAUGCCAAGAGUGGAGCAACAAUAUAACACAACAAAUCGACCUUGCCUUCAAUAUAUUUUUUAUGGUCUAUUUUUGUAUAAGAUUUAUAGCUGCUAGCGAUAAGUUAUGGUUUAUGCUAGAGAUGUACUCGUUUGUAGAUUAUUUCACGAUACCCCCGUCCUUUGUCUCUAUAUAUUUGAACCGCACCUGGAUUGGUCUUCGAUUCCUUCGUGCCCUACGCUUGAUGACUGUUCCCGAUAUUUUACAGUACCUAAACAUUUUGAAGACUUCCAGUUCCAUAAGACUUGCUCAGUUAGUUUCCAUAUUCAUAUCAGUUUGGUUGACAGCCGCUGGUAUAAUCCAUUUGUUAGAAAACUCAGGUGAUCCUUUGGAGUUCCGUAACCCCCACCCUUUACCCUAUUGGACCUGCGUAUACUUUCUUAUCGUCACUAUGUCGACGGUAGGAUACGGUGACGUGUACUGUCAAACUAUCCUUGGAAGGACCUUUCUCGUUUUUUUCUUGCUAGUUGGCUUGGCGAUUUUUGCAAGUUGUAUACCCGAGAUCAUUGAUCUGAUCGGAACUAGGCCAAAGUAUGGCGGAACACUGAAGAAUGAAAGAGGCAGAAGGCAUAUUGUUGUGUGCGGCCACAUAACCUAUGAAUCGGUGUCGCAUUUUCUCAAAGAUUUCCUUCACGAAGACAGGGAGGAUGUCGAUGUUGAAGUGGUGUUUCUGCACAGGAAACCGCCUGAUCUUGAACUGGAAGGUCUGUUCAAGAGACAUUUUACAACAGUAGAGUUCUUCCAAGGUACCAUUAUGAAUCCUAUCGAUCUGCAAAGGGUCAAGGUACACGAAGCAGAUGCAUGUCUAGUACUCGCCAACAAAUACUGCCAAGACCCAGACGCUGAAGACGCUGCAAACAUCAUGAGGGUGAUCUCCAUCAAGAACUACAGUGACGACAUAAGGGUCAUCAUACAGCUGAUGCAGUAUCAUAACAAGGCUUACCUGUUGAAUAUACCCUCUUGGGAUUGGAAGCAAGGGGAUGACGUCAUCUGUUUGGCAGAGUUGAAGCUUGGAUUCAUCGCCCAGUCUUGCUUGGCACCAGGGUUUUCAACGAUGAUGGCGAAUUUAUUCGCUAUGCGUUCUUUCAAGACGUCUCCUGACACCCAAGUUUGGCAGAACGAUUACCUUCAAGGCACAGGAUGUGAGAUGUACACUGAGACUUUGUCCCCUUCUUUCACAGGCAUGACUUUUCCGCAAGCCAGCGAGUUAUGCUUCACCAAACUGAAACUUCUUCUGCUCGCCAUAGAAGUUAAAGGGACAGAAGGAGCGGAUAUAAAAAUUUCCAUAAAUCCAAGGGGUGCAAAAAUUGUUGCCAACACCCAGGGAUUCUUCAUAGCCCAAUCAGCAGACGAGGUUAAGAGGGCCUGGUUUUACUGUAAAGCUUGUCACGAUGACAUCAAGGAUGAAACUCUGAUCAAGAAAUGCAAGUGUAAAAAUUAUGUCGGAAUGAUAAUGAUGCAGACUGGCAUGGUCAAACAAGGGAUUUAUCCGACGUAUGAGAGAUACUUGGAUGUGGCGACAUUCAGGAAAGGUGUGAGGGCAAUUCAGUUGGUCGGAAGAGCAAGCGAGGAUUUUACGUACUCAAAUGAUCAUCAACCUCCUCCAACAUUCACUCCACCAGAGUUGCCCAAGAAGGUUCAUCUGAGAGGUGACAUUAACAGGCACGAAGACUUUCACAUAGGACAUCGGAAUCAAAAUCAGAGGAAUAGCACCAUGAUCACAUCUAACAUGGUGAAUUCAACGAAGCCUUUAAACAAGGUUAAACCUAAUGUUACAAGAACAACCACUGAUACCGUGGUAUCACCAGGGUAUAACUCAAGACAAACGGAACAGGAUACCACAUCUUAUGCCGGUUACCAUCUUGCCUAUGAAGUCAAAAAACUCAUGCCGACAAGUCGAACUAGCGGCGGUACUAACCAAAAUAACAAUGGUGUAGCCCUACCAGUGGGUUUGGCCGACGACCAAGCCAAGGACUUCGACUUUGAAAAGACUGAAAUGAAGUACGACAGCACCGGCAUGUUCCACUGGGGACCAGCGAAAGGACUGGAGGAAUGCAUCCUUGACCGUAAUCAGGCAGCCAUGACGGUUCUGAAUGGUCACGUGGUGGUGUGUUUGUUCGCCGAUCCGGAUUCACCCCUGAUAGGGCUCAGGAACCUGGUGAUGCCCUUGCGCGCUAGUAACUUCCAUUACCACGAGCUCAAACACGUUGUGAUAGUUGGUUCUGUAGAUUAUAUCAGGAGGGAGUGGAAGAUGUUGCAGAAUUUACCAAAAAUAUCUGUCCUCAAUGGUUCUCCGCUGAGCAGGGCAGACCUCCGAGCUGUGAAUGUCAAUUUAUGUGAUAUGUGCUGUAUUCUAUCAGCAAAAGUACCUAGUAACGACGACCCCACGUUAGCUGAUAAAGAAGCAAUAUUAGCGUCACUCAACAUCAAGGCAAUGACCUUCGAUGACACGAUAGGUGUGCUGAGCCAGACUAACGGUGACAACGCUGCUGGUACUCCAGUAGGUAGUCCUAUCAUAUUACAAAGGAGAGGAUCAGUCUACGGGGCAAACGUUCCCAUGAUAACAGAACUGGUAAACGACAGCAACGUUCAAUUCUUGGACCAAGACGACGACGACGACCCUGACACAGAGCUGUACCUAACACAGCCCUUCGCGUGCGGCACAGCCUUCGCGGUCAGCGUCUUGGACUCCCUCAUGUCCACCACCUACUUCAAUCAGAACGCCCUAACGCUGAUCAGAUCUCUGAUCACCGGUGGGGCUACUCCGGAGCUCGAACUCAUACUGGCUGAAGGUGCUGGCCUCAGGGGUGGAUACAGCACCCCCGACAGUCUGUCGAACAGGGAUAGAUGUCGAGUGGGGCAGAUAUCGCUUUACGAUGGACCACUGGCUCAGUUCGGUGAGACUGGGAAGUAUGGGGAUUUGUUUGUGGCUGCGCUGAAGCAGUUUGGGAUGCUGUGUAUAGGUCUGUACAGGUUUAGGGACACCAGCUCGUCCUGCGACGCUAGCAGUAAGAGAUACGUCAUUACGAAUCCACCGGAUGAUUUUCAACUGCUUCCAACUGACCAGGUGUUCGUGCUGAUGCAGUUCGAUCCAGGUUUGGAGUACAAGCAGGUGAGAGGUCGCGCUGCUACAGGUCAGGGAAGUGGUACAGGAGGUGGAGGCACCAACAAAGACGACAAUUCUUGACUACUGCUUUGUAGCGCCCUCACUGACGGACCCUAUUCCUACAUUUAAUAAUUUCACCAAACCAUCAUUCCAAUUUUUCUUAUUUUUAUUCUUUAAUCUUAAGUAUGGCUGACAUUUCGUUCCAUCCUGUCUGGAGUUUUGGGAGGGUAUGAAAGGGAUGUUUCCACAGUUCUAGGAAAAUCAACGUAAAGACAGAAAUAGAAAAUUAUCCUCCUAAAAGUGUCGAGAUACAUCACACAUGAGAGAACUGCUCGUUUUCUUGUUUUGUUAGGAUUUUUAUUUUAGAAUCAACGACCUCUGGUGUUUAUGAUUGAGUUGAACAAUAUUAAUCAAUUCCUGAAAAACUCAAGAAUGAUGCUGAAUAAUCGAUUAAAUAGUUACUUUCUUAUGUCUCCACGUUGGAAAUUAGAGAUUUAUCAGUUUGUUUAAAAUAGUUUUGGGCAGAUUCCUCACACACGACAAUCAAAAAUUCCCAAUUUUUUCCCACUGUCACUAUCCAGAUCAGUUUCAGUUCUCCACGUUUCUCUUUUUGAUUUAUUCGAUACAGGGGGCGCUACAAAAGACCGGAGAGUCUAUAAAUGAACGGAGAGAGUGCUUUAAAAAGAGCCAGUGUAUAGUAUCCAUCGUACCGAUGGAAAAACUCAAAAAAUUACGAUUGCCUAUAAGGAAAAUUUUUAAAUCUACUGUGCCAUGUGAUCGAGGAAGCGAGUGAAAAAUGAGCUUUUAUAUAGUGAAAAUGUUGAAUUGUAGAUUUAUUGUUAGACGCUGGAGGUACAUAUAUGGUAAAAGACCUAAUUGUUAUUGUGAAAUUAAUUUUUAUAUAGUUGAUCGUUAAAAAUCUUUUUUAUAUUGUAAUCGGAGUAAUGUAAAAUAUGUAUAUAUAGAACAUGCGGGCAAGUUAUUUCCAAAAAUUCUAAAAAAAUUAGACUCGAAAGAAUUGAAUCAGCGCUUUAUAAGGUUAGGAGAUGAAUGAGGAUCUUGAAAUUUCUGACCAAAAAUCAUCGAUUUUAUUAAUCUCGAAUAAACCAUGGGGUAUAAGUUAAGCUCAAUAUUUUUUUCGGAGGUUAGUGCUGAAAUUUAAAAAAAAAACAUUAAUGAAUUAAGAAAAGAUUCCAAAACCUCACGCUAGAGAGUUGUGAACAGAGGUGAAAUCUCUGAAAUGACGCGUAGCCCUUAUUUGCCUGGAGAAAUUAAAAAAAAAUUCAAAAUGUGAUAUUGUAUAUAUUCAGUUCUUGUUCUGAAAUUUUGUUGUUUAUACGCAAAAAUUUAAAUCUGUGUACAGUAAUUUACUGAAUUAUAUUCUAAGUGAACACUUAUAAAUCUUGUUUAGCAAUAUUGAUACGAAUCGUGGAAAAAUUCGAAAAUACUGGGUCAUGCUUGAUAUAAUAGACAUAACAGAAUGUGAAUUAUUCAA